This is a messenger RNA of Alligator sinensis (Chinese alligator), 3579 nucleotides long. RefSeq names its product coiled-coil alpha-helical rod protein 1 (gene CCHCR1). The transcript is spliced from 17 exons. The coding region runs from base 1 to 2265 and encodes 754 amino acids. Gene Ontology annotation, biological process: protein export from nucleus; cell differentiation. The record is from RefSeq and is a predicted model, not a curated record. Lineage: Eukaryota; Metazoa; Chordata; Crocodylia; Alligatoridae. Gene Ontology annotation, cellular component: centriole.
AUGAGGCGAAGCCCGCAGCCAUCCCGGGGCCGCAGGGCCGCGGAGACGGACCAGCCCGGCGCCCGGACCAGGUCGCUGGACCGGGAGGCCGAGCCCCUGGGCCCCGGCCCGGCCUUGGCUGCGUCCCAGCAUGCCAAGAUCAUCUCCCGCCAGCUCCACGAGAUCCGGCGGCUGGAGGCGGAGCUGGCCGGGACGCGCGCCACCGCCCUCCAGCAGGAGGCGACAGGGGCCCCCCGCGCCAGCACCGUCGCCCGCCUGCAGGCAGAGGCUGAUGGCCUCAGGACGGAGCUGGGGGCCCUCCGGGUCCAGAGCCAAGUGGAAGCCGACGCCCUGAGGGCGGAGCUGGAGACUCUCCAGGGGCGGAGCCGAGCAGAGGUGGAUGCCCUCAGGGCGGAGCUAGCGGGGGCCACCGCGCGGCAGGUGCAGGUGCAGGAGGUGGCGGCCGCGCAGGGGGAGCUGCGGGCGGCGCUGCAGGAGCAAGAGGCUGAGACCCAGCAAAUGAGGGAGCGCCUGCAGGGGGCGCUGGACCAGCACCGGGUGGAGCUGUGCCAGCUGUCCGCAGCCCACGGGGCAGAGCGGGGCGCCCUGACGCAGCAAGCCCGUGAGCUGCGGGAGGAGCUGGAGGCCCGGGGACAGGAGGCCGCCCGUCUGGAGCAGCAGCGAGACGCGCUCCAGGAGCAGCUGAGUGUGGCCAAGGCUGAGCUGGCCUCCCAGAAUGCUUUGCUGCAGCAGCUGCGAGCCGACCUGUGCGAGCAGAACAGCCCCCCUCAGGAGCGCCUGCAGCAGGCGGAGGCAGAACGGGAUGCUCUGAGGACCGUGGUGGAGCUGCUGCAGGUCCGACUGGCUGCGCUGGGCGACAUCCUGGCCCUGCAGGAGGCAGAGCUGACGCGGAAGCCCUGGGACCCCCUGCAGCCUGAGGGGGCCCUGAAGGCCCAGGCCCUGCUGAGCCGCUGGCGGGAAAAAGUUUUCGCCCUCAUGGUGCAGCUCAAGACCCAGGAGCUGGGCCAAGCCGAAGCCACUGGCCUGCUCCGCAGUAAGGUGUCAGAGCUGGAGGGCGAGGUGGCGCAACGGGACCAGCAGGUCGCGUUGCUCUUGCACAGUUUGCAGGAGAAGACAGCUGAGGCCGACAUGGAGAGAGUGAAGAGCAAGACGCUCCAGGCUGACCUGUCCCACAGCAAGGACUCAGGGCAGCGCCAGCAGCUCCGGGCAGAAGCGGCUGAAGGCGCCUUGCAGGGCCUGGUGGAAGCUGUGAGGAGUCUGCAGCAGCAGGUCGGGCAGCAAGAGGGGGAGCUGCGGGCGGCCGUCUCGCGCCUAGCUGGUCUGGGUGCUCGUGUUGGCUUCGCUGCCAGGAGAGUAGACGCCAUCCAAGGGCUCGUCUCCCAGAAAGUGGCCUUGGCUCGACUGCAGCGGGAAGAACCACCCAGGGCUGCCAGCCCAGAGCCAGAUAUCCCCUUCCAGGAGGCUCUGCAGGUGGAGCUGGCCCAGCUGCACCAGGAGCGGGACCACUUGGCUGCUGAGCUGAAGCGCGGGGCCCAGGCUGUAGAGAGAAAGAUGGCUGAGGCCCGGGAAAAAGCGGGGCGCGAACUCCAGGAGGUGGCCGACAGCCUGCGGCAAGUGCUGGAGGAGAAGGAGGCGGUGGAGCAGGAGUGCCAGGAGCUGCAGGGGUGGCUGGAGACGGCGCGCCAGGAGCUGCACAACAGCCAGGAGGCGGCAAAGGGACUGAAGCAGCAGUUGGCGCAGCUGCGGGGGGAACACGAGCGAGUCUUGCAGGAGAAGGUGGCCCAGGUGGAGACGCAGCUCCGUGGGGACCUUGCUGAGGCUGAGAAGCAGCUCAGCGAGGCGCGACGGGAGCACACAAAGACAGUUGUGGCCCUGCGCCAGGCUGAGCGCCAGGCUGCUCGGGACAAGGCCCGGAGCCAGGAGUUGGCGCGGCUCCACGACGAAGCCCAGAAGGAAGAGAUAACUCGGCUGGGCACUCGCCUACGGGAGCUGGACAGGGACAGAAACCUGCUGAUGGCCACCCUGCGGCAGGAGGGGCUCCUGGCCCAGUUCAAACGUAGCCGAGUGGCGGCACGGAAGCUGCCAGGGGAGCAGCAGGGGCCCGGCCUGGACGCAGCACUGGGGUCCUCCGGCUUGCAGCCACCUUCCCAAGCAUCCCUGGCUGCCCUUCUGGACGACCUGCAGAGCCUGGGCACGGCCCUGCUGCGGGAGGAGGAGGAGGAGGCAGCCACAGCGGUUGAGGAGCCUGGUACUGAGGACACCUAGCUCCCAGCACGUCCAGGUAGCACCAAGCUGGGAGGAUCGAACUGGCCUUUCCUGUGUCGAUUAAAGAGGGUUUUCUUGAAGCACCAGUGUGUCUGGUGCUCAUUUUCUCAGUGAGACCUGGCAGAGGACCCAGGCCUCCAGCCAUCCUCUCCUUCCCUCACAGCUCGCCCCAGUGGAUCACAGCCGGGUGGGCGUGGGGGGUCCCACGUGCUCUGGACCUGGUGUCAGAUGAGAUGCUAGUUGGAGGGGGGAUGGAUCCAGCUCCCAGGUGCUGUCUGCCGCCUGUCCUCUGCUCCUGCCCUAUUCCCCUCCCUGAGGGCUCCUGUCUCCCCACUGCUGGCGCAGGGGACGACACCCGCCUGGCUCAGCUAGGGCAGACGUGCAGGGAAUUCUGCGUAGCGAGGUCCUGAGGGCAGGGAGCUGCGUGGACAUUCCCACGAGCCCUGAGGAGGUGGCGGAGAGGCAGAAAGGAACCCCGCAGGGCAGGGGAGGGGGACUGGCAGCUGAGGAGAGGUAGCAGCUCUGAUGGAAGCUGCAGUGGAGCCUGGGGCUAGCGCUGGAGAUGUGGCGCCCAAGUGUUUUGCAUGUGAGAAAAUCUCCAGCCUGAUUUGUUCAGACAUGGAACCUGAAUCCACCUCUGAGCUGCUGGCCCCUGGGAUCUCCACAUGGGGUGGGCACUGGGCAGGGGAGCCUGUGCCCUUUUGUGGUCCUGAGGACAGCCUGGGUGGCAGCCAGCAGGUUUGGGGUCCCAAGGGCAGCUGAGAGAUAUCUAGGGAAGGAAGGACUGUUGUUUCUGGUGCUGUGGUAUGAUAGGAAGUGUUUCCGUGGGUUCCCAGCCCCACUGAGGGUUGUCUCUGAAGCCAGCAGCCAGCUUUUGUCUUGCAGCAAACCCCAAACUUCAACUGAUCAGCUCCUCAGCCCCCGCUGCAACCUGUGACCUGCUCCGUUUAACACUUUGCCUCAGAACAAUCAUGCCUAAUGCCAUUUAAACCUGAUGUGUACGUGGCUGUGCCAGUCUGUCUGAUAGGAGUCUUAUUCCAGCUUGCUCAGGGCCACCUCCAGGUGGUGGUCUGUUUUCAGUCUGACCUGUCCCCUGCAGCCUGUAACUUGUCCUGAGCUUUGACUCUCAACUGCUUUUGAUGUGGAAACAGGCCUCUAGGCUGCAUGUGUAAGGGACUGUCCUGAAGGGCAAUGAACAUGAAUUAGCCCUAGCAGUGUUAUCCGGGUCCUUCAUCGGUACUUAGGGCGGGACGAUGAGUUUGUGCCUCCGCAGAAUCCCAGAAUAAAAGGCUGUAUCCCAGGGAAGCUGGUUGU